Molecule: messenger RNA, 2231 nt
Organism: Diospyros lotus (date-plum)
Lineage: Eukaryota; Viridiplantae; Streptophyta; Magnoliopsida; Ericales; Ebenaceae
Product: LRR receptor-like serine/threonine-protein kinase GSO2
Exons: 1
Coding region: 56-1987 (643 amino acids)
Molecular function (GO): protein binding
Source: RefSeq, a predicted model, not a curated record
UUCCACUGAAAAACAAAACAGUGAGAAGAGAUCCAUUGUCUGGUUUCCACAGGAAAUGGGAUGCCUUGUAUGGGUUCUUGUUCUGCUAGCUCUCUGGACAGAAGGAGAGGGCAAGAGAAGCAGUGGCCAAGCAUGCAACUCCAAUGAUCUCAAGGCUCUAACCAGCUUCAAGGCUGCCAUUCUAUCCGAUACCUCAGGCCGCCUUGACAAGUGGAUAGGUGAAAGCUGCUGCAGCUGGCAGGGCAUUUCCUGCGACAAAACAUCUGGAAGAGUGGCAGAACUAAACCUCCCGGGAUUCAUUACCCAAGAUGACGCUCCUCUGCAGACUAGCAUGGAAGGGCAGCUUUCCCCUUCGAUAACCCUUAUGGCCUCUCUUCAAGUUUUGGAUCUCAGUGGACUAAUCAAUCUCACUGGAACGAUCCCGGGAUCGAUUGGUUUUCACCUGCCAAAGCUUCGAAAGCUCUUCCUGUUCGGCAACAAGCUCAGUGGUCCGCUGCCAGAAAGCAUAGGUAAGUUGUUGGAACUUGAGGAGUUGUAUCUGCAUGAGAAUGGCUUAUUUGGGUUUCUGCCUCUAAGCCUCAGCAGUCUUAAAGCUCUUAGAAGACUAGAUCUACAUUCUAAUCGGUUUUCAGGUGCAAUACCUUAUUCUAUUACAAACCUGACAAAUCUGGUCGCUUUGGAUCUUCAUGACAAUCUUCUCACUGGUCAAAUACCAUUGAGAAUAGGCAAUUUGCAGGCCUUGGAAGAUCUUGAUCUUUCAAGCAACUCCUUGAGUGGAAAAAUCCCCCUUUCAGUAACUAAAUUAACUGCCAUCUCAACCAUCUAUUUGGACGCCAACAACCUCGAGGGAGAUAUCCCAUUUCCAGCAGGCUUUGGACAAAUGAAAUCCCUUGCCUUUCUCAGGCUGAACAAUAACCAUCUCAGCGGAAGAAUUCCUCCCACUUUUGGAUAUCUAACCUCUCUUCGAAGACUUUCCCUAGCCAAUAACAAGCUUGAAGGGUCUCUUCCUUCGAGUUUAGGAAAUUUAUCAUCGUUGUCAGAGAUAUAUCUGAGUGGCAAUCAGUUUUCUGGUCAAAUUCCAAGAUCAAUAGGCCAGCUCUCGCAGCUUCUGGUUUUAAGUUUGUCUCUUAACAUGAUUCAGGGCCCAUUGCCUCGCGGGAUAUCUUCACUCCAGAAUCUUCAAAUACUUGAUCUAUCGUUCAACCAUUUCAAUCUUUCCCACAUCCCUAAAUGGCUUGUAGGAUUGUCAUCUCUUGACAGAAUAUACUUGGCUGGAUGUAGAAUCCAAGGAGAAAUUCCAGCGUAUUUACAACCAACUGCUAGUUCACUACAGGAAUUGGACUUAUCUGCAAACCAGAUCACUGGAAGAAUACCUGAAUGGCUAGGGAGCCUGUCACAGCUCUACUUGCUAAAUCUCUCGAGGAACUCACUUGUUUCAGAGAUCCCUAGCACCCUCAAAAACCUCCAAAAUUUGGGUGUUCUUGAUCUCCACUCAAAUAAGCUGACAGGAGCAAUUGAUCAAGUUUUUGAGAUACCAGGCAGUUUUAAUGGUGGAUCCUUGACAUAUAUCGAUCUUUCAGAUAAUAUUUUCUCAUCAGGGAUUGAGCAGAUAGGGAAAGGAGUACAACAUGGGAUCCAGUAUCUCAAUUUAUCACAUAACCAUCUCAAAGGUAGGCUAUCAAGUUACAUAGGGCAAUUGGAACCAAUGCAGAGUUUGGAUUUGAGCUACAAUGACAUAGGUUCCCACCUACCAAAUACUCUAGCAAAACUUACAAAUUUAGAGAGGCUCAAGUUGCAGAAAAAUCAAUUUUCCGGAAAGAUACCAAAUGAGUUUCUCAAGCUGAGAAAGUUGACAGAGUUGGAUUUGUCAGAUAACCUUCUAAUGGGAGAAAUUCCUUCUGGGAAGCCCCUGAGUGAUUUUCCUUCCAGCUCCUACAGUGGAAAUAGAGGUUUAUGUGGGAAACCUCUUACUCCUUGCAAGGCUUGAAUUCCAAAAAUAUCAAAAUCAAACUAUAAUAGAUUCCAUUGCUUCCCUAAAUUUUGACAAAAAUUAUUAACCACCUUUCGAUCCUCAAACUUGAACACAUCGUGUUCCGCUAUGCACCAACCAGCAAUACCGCAUUCUCAGAAGUAUGUUGCCAAAGCAGGUUAGAGGCACAUUUUCUUUUAACAUUUUUUUUUCCAGUUGUAUUGACUCAUUAUCAUUACUAUUUCACGGUACCAAAAGAAAC